CUAACUGUCUCCGUGAGACGUUCAAGGAGCCGCUUUCACUCUGACUGACUCACUCUAAAGUCUCGACUGAGGAGGGAAAAGUUCCUGAAGAUGCGUAGAAGCUGAGAGCCUGUGAGAAGCCAGACUUCGGUCGUGUCCAGCGGUGUGCAGCUGUUCGGUCCAGCUGGAUGGCAGACAUGAGGAGCAGCGGUCCAAAAAGCACUUCAGAAAUGAUUAACCUGGAAGCAAAGGAGGAUUUUCACCCUUCACUGUGAAGCCAAACACACUAGGCUGCAUUUCUUCUUUUCUGUAUUCAUUCAUUGGAGUUUAUCCCACCAUGAGCACACUCCAGCAGCUGGGGACCAUGUCUUUUUUAAUGAAAAAGAAGAAGUUCAAGUUUCAAGUGCAUUUUACAUUGGAGGAGCUGACAGCAGUGCCUUUUGUCAAUGGAAUGCUUUUCUGCAAGAUCCGGCUCAUUGAUGGUGGGGACUUUGCCAUCUUAUCAUCCAGGGAGGAGGUGCAGCAGAACUGUGUUCGGUGGAGGAAGAAGUUCUCAUUUGUGUGUAAAAUGAGUGCUAAUCCGAUAACUGGAGUGUUGGACCCCUGCAUCUGCAGAGUGUCUGUACGCAAGGAGCUCAAAGGAGGAAAGGCAUUUUCAAAGCUAGGAUUUGCUGAUCUCAACAUUUCUGAGUUUGCUGGUUCAGGCUCCACAGUCCGCUGUUGCAUCCUGGAGGGUUAUGACACUAAAAACACUCGGCAGGACAACUCCAUCCUCAAGGUAACAAUUGGAAUGACUCUUCUGUCUGGGGAUCCCUGCUUUAAAACGCCUCUCAGUACUGCUAAAUCUGUGUCCAUCCGUGACGAGGACCCCACCUUGCAGCUGGACUGUAAGGGGGAGAGUACUGAUGCCACAGUGCAGCCACUGGGAGGCAUCGUGGAGAGAACUUGUGCCUUCAAACCCCGACAGUCAUCAGUACGCAGCUCAGGGCUGCCAGAGGAGGCAGAGAGUGUGUCCAGCCCAGAGGAGGUCUUUCACACUGGUCAUUUCCGCAGCUCCAGCUAUGCCAGCCAGCACAGCAAGAUAUCAGGAUAUAGCACCAGUCACUCUCGCUGCUCCAGCCUGACUGACCUUAGUCACCAUAGGAACGCUUCCUCCAGCAGCAGUGCCUCCUGCGGAUUAGCCCACCCUUCCCAGCCACCUCCCUCCACCCCCACUUCACCACAUCAACAAGCAACUCCCACCAAACCAGAGAGACCACCUCUACCCUCUGCAGCAGCCCUCAAGUCCAACAGAUCCUCCAGGAGGAAGAAGGACACUGUGGAGAGGCAGCCCAGCUGUGUGGACGACACCCGUAUGGAUGCAGAUGACAUUGUGGAGAAGAUUGUGCAGAGUCAAAACUUUUCUGACACCAGCAACAAUGAAGAUAGCAAUUUGAGACUGUUUGUCAGCAAAGAUGGGACCACAGCCCUCAGUGGGACACAGCUCGCCAACAGAGGAUCACCUGGUAUUUUUGAGCCGGUGGUCAUUGAGACUCAUUGAAAGAUUUGUCAGCACACCUUCAGCCUCAUCAACUGCGUCAUGUUUCUGUGAAAGCUGAUUGUAGUAGAUAUAACUACUGUCACAUAGAUAUUGAGCCUUUUUGCUAUAUUUAAUCAGGUGGUGGGUGAUGUUUAACACAUGAUUACAUUAUUUUCUCAUAUAGCAGGCAGGGUUCUUUUCAACCUCCAAUGAGAAGAUAACCAGGCCUUUAUUUCUUAUUUUACUGGUGUUGCACUCACAUUUGAAAAUAAUCCAAUCUGUUUCUGUUUGUCCUAUUAAUUUAGAGUUUCUGUUAUUUACUGGUUAGAUUGAACAUGUCCUCUCUCUGUUUUGAACUAAAACACUUGCAGCAGUCCAGAUAAAAGAGUUCUUUCUCUUUCUUGGGAAGCUUUUAUUGUCUGCAGCAAAGAAGAAUCAAAAUGAAUUACACUGCAUAACAACUACAGAGCCUGGCAGGCACCAGGAGGAAACAGUUGUCUCGUGCGCAGGAAUUACUAAUUCAUGCCUCUAAAUUUUAUGUGCACAAAUUAGCAAUUGAUAUAAAGUCAGUGCAACAGCAGAAUGUAAUGUUGUGGCUACUUGGGUCAGUUAGGAGGUAGCACCCAGGGUGCUAGCAUCAUGCCAACAACCAUGUUUUGGUAUUGAGGUGCGUACAGAAAUUGAAUUCCUUCAUUUGUGUCAGUGUUGUCAGGUUAUCUCAGUCAUUUCAUUUGCCCGUGUUCUCCACAUGCUUUGGCAGUUAACAUGUAGUCAUAGAUGGAUUCCAGAGCUAGCCGACUGGGCCACACUGGGCCCCUGGGCCAGAGCUUUGGUUUGAAGUGACUGUUAUACCUUGUUGGGAAGUCAGUCAAGCAACUAUAAGGAGACAGAAAAUGAUUAUGCAGAGAUCCGAAACUAUCACAAAGGCAUGUAAAACACACAAAACGGAACAAAGUGACCUCAUAACAGCACAAAAGAAUUACAAAGAUGCAAACAACUACAAAGAGAUGUAACAUGAACACAAAGAGCUAAACAACAACCUAAAUACAUGUCUUGUCUCAUAUGCCGAGUCUUUGUUGUCCGUGCUCGGGUCCUCAUCCUCACAUAUCCCAACCCCAGGUGCAAUGCAGCACUAAAAGUUAGGAGAUCAUGGGAAAUGUAAAUGAUCGGAAUAAGCCACUUGGAUUUAGACAGGUUUCACCUUUUUAAACAAUAAUCUUUGACAUUCAUAAAACCUGUGCUGAAAAGUGAAAUAUGGUUCUGUUCAUCCAAGAGCAUGACUUAAUAGGCUGAAAGCAUCAGUUACUAAUUUGUGCACACAGCGUAGUUUUUUUUCUCUACUGACACAGUAUUUCUGUUAAAAACAGAAACUCUGAUAAAAGCAUAACUCUGUAGUAAUGAUGACAGUUAUGCUGGUAACAUCUGCAUGGUACUGAUACCAUCUGUAAUGUAAGUGUUCAAUUCUAUUUGAGAAUUUGCAGUAAUCUAGUAAUAGUUUUCUUUACAUUAGGUGUUUCUCAGACCAGUCCCUGAUCCUUUAUAGUAGGAGUGUCGAACUCAUUUAAGUUCAGAGGCCACAUACAGCCCAGUUUGAUCUCAAGUGGGCUGGACCACUAAAAUCAGAGCACAAUAAUCUGUACAAAACCACAACUCCAAAUGUUUCCCUUUGUUUUAGUGUAAAAAAAAGGGCAUUCUAAAAAUGUUAACAUUUAAUGAACUAUUUUUUUUAAGAUAAGAAAGCUUUAUUGUCAUUAUACACAGUGUGUAAUGAAAUUCUGCCUUUUAAACAUACAAGAUAAGUAAGUUAAGAAAAUAAAUAAGAAUAAAAAAAUCAUUAAAUACUAGAGUAAAAGACGUAAAUAGAAAUCUUUAAGAAAAAAUGCACAAAAAGUGCAAGUGGCAGCAUAUAACAAAAGAACAGAGCACUGCAAAAGUGAUACAGUGGCAGUACAAAGCAUUCUAAGCAACUUGAAAUUUGAGAAGAAAAAUAAGUUCAAAAUAAGUUCAAUUUUAACAAUAUUAUGCAUCAGUUCAUCUUUUCCAUAUUACAACUUAUAGAUCACAGAAUGUCUACAAAAGCACAAAAUAUUUAGUCACAGGUAUCUGAAAAUGAAUAAUAUAGUAUUUUACUUUAUGAUCAAAACAUCUAGCCAAGAUCUAGAUUUUUUUUUUAAAUUUACAAUUUGCAGUUAAUGUCUUCUCUAAUUUUUUAUGCUUAGCAAAGAAGUGCCAUGGGCCAGAUUGAACCAUCUAUCGGGCUAGUUUUGGCUCAUGGGCUGAAUGUUUGACACUCCUGCUUUAUAGCAACUUCAGUAAGCAAGUUUGAUAAACCUGUGGCAAGAUUUUUGUUUUUCAGUCUAUUCUAUUUGCUGCAGCUGCACUUUCUAAUAGACCACAAACAUAAAAAUGAAACUUGAGGCGUUCGCGCGGCUAAUGCAACUCAAUCAGUAAACCCAUUCACAAUACAAGCAUUUACUGCAUUCAUCGCUGAACUAAAGAGCAGUCUAAAGCAGUGAAACUUUGACCAGUGCUCAGUGCACAGAUUACUUGAACAACACUUUUAUAACCACUGCAUUGUGGGAAUUGUAGUGCAACACUGAACUGACAGUGCAUUCAGAAGAAAAUGUCAUCAAAGUCUCCAACAGACACUCUAGACAGAUAUGUCCAAAUCAGCCUGGAACUGAAGCAGAAGCUUUUAUCUUUGUACUUUAUUUUAAAUCUGGUUGAUUACUGUAUGUGUUCUUCUUAUACUAUUUUGCACAUGUGAACUCUCUGAGGAGGAUUGCUAGAAACCACUAAAAGAAAUGGAAGUAGCAUGGCAUCUUCUGUUUGUUUUUUAUUGCCUUAUUUUUCUCAUUUCAUUUCAGUGUCUUGAUGUAGGACAAAAUAUAAUGUCAUAAGAGACAAAGCUUGCGUGCAUAUGGCUGGCCAUAUGUAACCAUUUAUCCUCUGCACUUAAUACGUAAUUACUUUAUUCACUCUUGAGUUUUGAAUGCUCUUGUGAAACCAUCAACAAUGUGGGGUUUUGCAGUGGUGCUUUCUCAAGUAUAUAGUUUUUUUCUUUAAAGUUUUCUGGCAUUCUGACUACAUAUAGAGAAGCUGAACUCAGAAUACAGGGAUUUUAUAGACAGUAGAUCAUAAAAACAUGUAUGCUUAAAACAUUAUGUUUCUGACCUCCUGAUGAACAGGAGCCCAAUACUGGUAUUUUUUUUAACCUCAAGUCUUCGCCAACUCCUGAGGAAAAUAUCGGGCUUGCAGCUGCUUCAUCCUAAAACACAGAGCUAGUUGUUAACUUUCCUUUGCUAUUUGGUGCAGCUCAGUUAAUGUACUAUGGGAUUAUUGCAGCUUCGUAGCUGAGAGCUGUUUGCCACCUCUGGAAAUGUAGUUAAUACCAGCAUGGUCUUUGAACUAGAAAACCAAAAUAAUGAGCUAUAAGAGGGUAAAAAAGCUCCAGAGCCAUUGAUAAUUCACAGUGAGUUUGUCACCAAAGGUAACAUUACAUGUCAUCAUUUGAUCCAUUGUUAGAGUACAGCUUUAAAGUGCAAUAUUUAAGGAUUCAGUUUAUUGUUGGGCCAUUGGAACCACACUAAGUGCCUUUUUGGAUUGCUGGAUAGAUCACUGAUUGAUGAUUAGUUAACUGCUGCAGGAUCAAAUAGUUUCAAGACUUUCAUUUAAGCUUGUACUGGCCUAUUUGCUGCUGCUUUGCCUCCAUUCUGGCUUCAUCGUGACUGCACAGUAUUUAUCAGAAAGACUAACUUCAAUCAGAACUCUUGCACUUUGUAGCUUUAGGCAGUUUUUGUUUUGUGCAUGUGCUGCAAUAGGGAGCUUAAAUCCCCAUUUUUAAAUAUAUUGUUUAAUAGUACAAACCCUAUCGCUCAGCACUGAGCUAGCAGUGACACUGUGGGCCUGUUGGCUGUAGUGAGGUCAGUGCCACAGCUUCUGCAGCAACACAAAGACCUUGUUGUGCCACGACUGACAGUGUACAAUAGAUCCUUGCCCCACGGGAUUCAUUUGUCAUUUGUGUAUGCUAAUGCUGAUACUGUAUGUCUGAAUGUGCCACUUUAUGCAUGCAGGCCAUGCGUUUCUGACUGAUGUGAAAGAACAUACCGUAGCCUAUAUUAGAUGGAUUUUAGCUUUUUAUGUUUGCUCUGUUCCACCAAGCCCUGGUUAAUGGUGAGUAAAUAGUGCAUAAGUGCUGUAUUAAUGCAACAAUUAGUUGUAGGUAAAUACUGGACACUAGGAAGUUUUCAGUUGCCGUCCACACUACAAUUUAAAAACUGGCAAUUCUAUUUAUGGUGCAGUGCAAAUGAAUUUUCAUCCCAACACUGCCAUUUCUGUAUCUUUAAACAAAUGAGAUGCCUCUUCCAAUAGCAGUUCAUAUUUAUCACUUCAUAUCAUAACUGUAGUUCUCUGCAGUAUCUGUGUGAGCGGGAAUCAGUCCCCUGUAUGUAAUGUCUGGGAUGGAAAGACAACAUACAAACCCAGAGAAUGUUGCUUGUACAAUACAUGUAACUUGACAAUCGACUUUCCUUUUAUUUUUAGACCAGCGGGCUGGUCUUCAAUUUGGUACAGAACUGUGUGUAAAAAGCUAAUAUUGUAUGGUGAAAUGUGACAGAACAGUAAUUAUUGAUAGUGAAGGGUGUGGGUAUAAGGGAAUACAUACCAUAAAGGGAACUGUCUACCACUGUGAUUUGUUCUAGAAAUACUUAUUCUUUCCUUUGUACUUGACCGUGUGUAACCUGUGAUAUCAUUAACUUCAUUUAAACAACCAAAUGCUUUUGUUGCAUGUGGUGAUAGGUUUAUUACAUUUCCUGAUGGUUUAAAACUAAACGGAAUUGUUGGGAGUGGGAUUAUACUACAUUUUGUUGUUGUGGUGUGUUUUUAAUUUGCAUAAAAGGAUGGGUUUGGUAAAGGGAAUUAACUGCAGAAACUAUUUUUGCUAUAUUUUAUAACUUAUUUAAUUCAAAAUUUGUUUAGCAAAAUGGACCAAUAAUUGUCAGCUUUGUACAAUAAUCUAAUAUAAACUAUUAAGAUGAACAUUAUUAUGUUAGGUUAAUAUAAUUUUAUCUGCCUUUUUUGGUACUCAUUUGGUUUCUUCUUGUUAACUUGUGAAUGGAAUGGGGUUUUUUUUUCAAAUGACUUAACUAUUUUCACUCCAUGUGUUUAAAUGUCAGGAAAUAAAUGUACAAGUUAAGAGUUUAGAUUAUUUGUCCUGUUAAUAACUACUCUACCAUUCAAAAGUUUGGGGUCACUUAGAAAAGUCCUUAUUUUUGGAAGAAAAGCAUUUUUUUUCAAUGAAGAUAACAUUAAAUGAAUCAGAAAUACAGUCUAGACAUUGUUAAUGUGGUAAAGGGCUAUUCCAGCUGGAAACUUCUGAUUUUUAAUGGAAUAUCUCCUUAGAGGUACAGAGGAACAUUUCCAGCAACCAUCACUCCUGUGUUCUAAUGCUACAUUGUGUUAGCUAAUGGUGUUGAAAAGCUAAUUGAUGAUUAGAAAACCCUUAUGCAGUUAUGUUAGCACAUGAAUAAAAGUGUGAGUUUUCAUGGAUGACCCCAAACUUUUGAUCGGUAGAGUAAAUGUAAAGAAAGUCAACAAAUGACUUAUAAUGUGCAUAAACAUGCAUAUCAAAUAAAAUGGCAAGUCAUCCCCA
Messenger RNA from Acanthochromis polyacanthus (spiny chromis), 7148 nucleotides. RefSeq names its product protein FAM102A-like. Bases 317 to 1519 code for a protein of 400 amino acids. NCBI's taxonomy places the organism in Eukaryota, Metazoa, Chordata, Actinopteri, Pomacentridae. The record is from RefSeq and is a predicted model, not a curated record. The transcript is spliced from 12 exons.